CGCUGGAGUUCCCUUUGUUUUAACGGGGGAAAUCCAAAUUUGGUAACGGCCCCUUUAAGAGGCCGGCCGGCCCGGGAAAGGAAAGCGAGGUUACAUUGUAUCCUUUUCAAGGGGCGGAUGGAACGUUCGCAACGUUCCAUUCCAUUCACCUUUUCCCGAGCGUUCUACGCGCUCCGUGGACCGCUAUGAGCCGGGGCCGGUGGCUAGGAUCGGCCGCCUCGCUGGCCCUGGGGUUCGGCUUGGGGGCCCUCUGGUCUGGGGGGCGGCCGGACCAGUCGGGGGCAGAAGCCGCGGAGGGUCUUCUGGCCCGGCUGCCGGUGGUACCGGUGGUGGCGGCCGCCUCCUCCGACGCUUCCCUGCCCGCGGUGGCGACCGGUGUCGGGGGCGAGCUAGCCAAGUACGGCCUGCCGGGCUUCCCGCAGCUCCGCUCCCGCUCCUCCUACGUCCUCUGCUACGACCCUCGGGCCCGGAGCGCGCUCUGGGUGGUGGAGCAGCUCAACGCGGCCACGGUGAGCGGCUCCUCCGAGCGGGCCGCCUGCGACUUCCGCGAGGACGACUCGGUCCACGAGUACCACCGGGCCACCAACGCGGACUACCGGGCCAGCGGCUUCGACCGGGGCCACCUGGCCGCCGCCGCCAACCACAAGGACAGCCAGCAAGCCAUGCGGGACACGUUCUACCUGAGCAACAUCGCCCCCCAGAACCCCCACCUGAAUCAAAACGCCUGGAAUAACUUGGAGAAAUAUUGCCGCAGUUUGACCAAAUAUAACAAGAACGUCUACGUCUGCACGGGGCCACUUUUUCUUCCCAGGACGGAGACCGACGGGAAGAUGUACGUCCGGUACCAGGUCAUUGGGAAAAACCACGUGGCCGUCCCCACCCACUUCUUCAAAGUCUUGAUCUUGGAGAAGCCCGGGGGCGAGAUCGAGCUGCGCUCCUACGUCAUGCCCAACAGCCCCGUGGACGAGAAGAUCCCGCUGGAGCGUUUCUUGGUCCCCGUCGAGAGCAUCGAGCGAGCGUCCGGGCUCCUUUUCGUCCCCAACAUCCUCAAAAGGACGAGCCACUUAAAGGCCAUCACGGCCGGGAAGCAGAGCUAAGAGACGCCUCCCUCGAGACACCCCCGCCCCCGGCAGAGCCAGGCGAUGGCCCGGAUCCUCCUUCAUUUGCAACGAAGCGGAAGCUUUCGGCUCCCGCCCCCUGUUUUCAGGUUCCAAGGCUCCCCUUUGGCCUCGGGGAGCCUCGGGCUGGGGGGGGGG
Messenger RNA from Pogona vitticeps (central bearded dragon), 1256 nucleotides. RefSeq names its product endonuclease G (gene ENDOG). The record is from RefSeq and is a predicted model, not a curated record. Gene Ontology annotation, biological process: apoptotic DNA fragmentation. Gene Ontology annotation, cellular component: nucleus; mitochondrial inner membrane. Lineage: Eukaryota; Metazoa; Chordata; Lepidosauria; Squamata; Agamidae. Gene Ontology annotation, molecular function: nucleic acid binding; RNA endonuclease activity; single-stranded DNA endonuclease activity.